GUGGGGCCCAAACACAUGAACCCCGAGACCGUGACCUGAGCCGAAGUCAGAUACUUAGCUGACUGAGCCACCCAGGCUCCCCUGCACAACCAUUUUUUUUAGCAGCUACUGUGUGCUAGGCAUGGCCCCAACACCCACGCCUGAGUUCAUGCUCACGGCGAGCUGAUGAGGGGCCAUUAUCAUUCCCAGUUUGCAAAUGAAGCAGACCGGAGAGACUGGGACACACACCCUUCCCCCACACCCCCCACCACCAAGCACGGCACACAUCCUCCCCCCCCCCCCCCCCGUUCUGCAGGGCCCUGUGGGGAGGGCUGCUGCUGCUUCUGACUGCCCCCCAGAGCUUGCCAGAACCGUGUCGGGCCCCUCCUCCCUUCGGCAGGUGCCAUCCUCUGCCCCCACAGCCCCACGAUGGUCCCUUGACACGGAGACCUGGGAGGAAGGACUGGCCCAGGCUCUGUUCCCUCCAACUCCCAGAAUCACCCCUUCCCUUUUGCUAAAGAGACAGGCAGAGGGUGAGGGACAGUUUCCGUCAAGAACUUCAGCUCAGACCCCCAACCUGGGGAUCUAGGUUGGAGCCCACUCGCCCCACCGUUACCCAGCAGGUGUGAUCCAAACAAGUCCAUUUUCCUGGUGUCUUAACCUUCCUCGCUGGCAAAUGGGGUCAAUAAUUGACCCUCAUCAGCGCGCCUGGCUGGCUCAAGUCACUGGAGCACGUGACUCUUGAUCUCAGUGUUGUGAGUUCGAGCCCCACAUUGGGUGUAAAGAGUACUUAAAAAAGUAAAACCUUGGGGCGCCUAGGUGACUCGGUCAAGCGUCUGUCUCCUGAUCCCAGCUCAGGUGAUCUCAGGGUCUUGAGUUCAAGUCCCGCCUUGGGCUUUACUCUAGGUGCAUAGCUCACAUAAACAAACUUAAAAGAAAUAAUCAUCCUACUUUCAUGGCAUUGUUAGGAGAUAAAAAUAAGACAUUUCAGGAUCCUUGGUGUCUGGAAUCUAGAAGGUGUUAGGUGAAUGUUGUGGUUGCUGGGGGUGCGGUGAAGUCGGAUUGUUUUGAGGGCUGCAUCCUUCCUGGGCUGGGGCUCUGGCAAGAACGGGUCGGGCUCUGCCCUCUGGAAGGGGUUGUUAAACCCCUAUAGCCAGGAAGGAAUACUCGGGGACUAUUCACACCAGGGCCAUGUAGACGGGAUCCUGAGUGAUGGCAAGGAAGGGAAGGAUGUUCCAGGCACAGAAGUGCAGAGGUGGGCAGAAUCACUGGUCGCUGGGUACAGCAGAAAGAUGAUGGAGACUGGCCAGAGCAAAUAGUCUUGGGUGGGGGGAAUCGGGACCAGAAAGCAGGCUAGAGGGCCACAGGGCCUCAUCCUGCCCAAGCCAGGGCUGCCGGAUGAGAGGGGCUUCCUCUUGAUUCUGGAAGCCCUAGGGAACCACUAACCAACUCAGGGAGGGCUCCAUGGUUGCAAGCAUCCAGCUGCAGCUGGGAAAUGGGUUGGUGGGCAGAAGCGAGGGUGGGAAAGGGGACAGACUGAAGAGCUAUGUAGGUGAGGACAGGAGAGCCCUCCGGGAAGUAGAUCCACAGAGGGUUCUUGAAUGAUGCAGAGGCCUCUUCCAGCCUCCGUCUUUCCUCUUCAGUGUACAACCUACAAGAGCUGUGGUUAAGGGGGCACGCAUUCUCCUUGGGGGGAGGAGGAAGCAGAGCAGCCCCCUGGGGGAGGGGACGACAAGGGCGCUCCCAGCGGAUCGUCAAGAUGAGCUCUGGCUGAAGGCCCACCGCCACUCAGAGAAGGUGCUCUGAUAACCCACCCACGUCCUUGCCAUGGCAGCCCGGGCCUCUCUUCUCCCUCCUUUGGGAGCCCAGCGGGUACCGUCGGGACGAGCAGGGGCGGGGCCCGCGAGUGGUUAUAGUCGGAUCCACGGCGCUCCGGCUCCCCGUCGCCGCCGCAGUCCCGCAGGGCGCCGAGACUCGGUUGCGUUAGUUCCUGGCCUGCCCCGCCGGGCGGCCGUUCCCGUGAGCAUCCUGGCGCGGGGCACGGGGGUGCGGGGCCCUGCGGGCCGGCCGGUGCUCGCGUUGUUGCUGCUGCUGCUGUCGCUGCCCGCUGACGCCUGGUACAAGCACGUGGCGAGUCCCCGCUACCACACGGUGGGCCGCGCCGCGGGCUUGCUCAUGGGGCUGCGCCGCUCGCCCUACAUGCAUCGCCGCGCGCUGCGCCUCGCUGCCGGACCCGUUGCCUCGGACACCCAGGGCCUGGGCUCGUCCCCGCAGGAGCCAUCUGCCAGAGACACCCUCCGUCCGGCGCCCGUCCCCCGAGGUGCUCUUCUGCUGCCCUCUGGGGUUCGGGAACUGUUGGAGACCGGAAGGCACUCGCGCGCAGGGCUCCGGGUCAGUGCGCCUUGGAGCUGGCGCCACCCCGAGCGCGCGCCCGAACUGGAGCCAGGGCUCCUCCGCGGAGCAGGCCAGAGCCUUUGGAGAGUCUCCUGUUCAGCCAUGGUCUGCCCAGAGAACCGCGUUCGCCGGACCCCACCUCUCCAGGGCUAUCCUGAGCGCAGCCCCUGCUGGCAAUGCCCUUUCUCCUGA
Messenger RNA from Felis catus (domestic cat), 2565 nucleotides. It is a transcript of the gene NPW, whose product is annotated as neuropeptide W. The transcript has 2 exons. Gene Ontology annotation, molecular function: G protein-coupled receptor binding. The record is from RefSeq and is a predicted model, not a curated record. Lineage: Eukaryota; Metazoa; Chordata; Mammalia; Carnivora; Felidae. The coding region runs from base 1807 to 2565 and encodes 252 amino acids. Gene Ontology annotation, biological process: feeding behavior; G protein-coupled receptor signaling pathway.